Candidula unifasciata is the source of this 202-nucleotide messenger RNA. The record is from the annotation of a GenBank genome assembly. NCBI's taxonomy places the organism in Eukaryota, Metazoa, Mollusca, Gastropoda, Stylommatophora, Geomitridae.
AAUAAAUUUAUGGUACUGCUGACAAACCAGGAAACUGUUCAGAUACUUCUCAUCAGCACCAGAUGGCAAGCACCAGCUCAAAAAAAGCCAUCCACAGUUAGCACACAGUUCACUCAAGAUGUCAAGAGAGGUCAAGUUCAAGAGUGUGCCAAGAUGGUCAAGAUGAUAAUCAAGGGAGGGGCUACUGUUGACUCCAAUUCUG